UGGCGAUAAUUCUUAAGCCGACAUAUUUCACCCAUGUGCCCAAAGACUCAAAGUGUGACCAGGUGCAGGCAUUGAGAUGAUCUCCCCGGACGAGAUGGAGUUUCUGGCGGAGGGCGGCACGCUCAAUAUCAUCCCGAACUUCCAGCAGGACCGACUGUACCUGAUCGGCGGGGACGUGGGCCCUUUCCGGCCGGCGCUGCCCGUCACCGUGCCCGUCUGGCUGGCCGUCAACCUGCGACAGCGCAGCAAGUGUCGCAUCGUGCCGCCCGACUGGAUGGACGUGGCUCGCCUGCAGGAGAAAAAGGAGGAGGAGAAGAACUCCGCACAUUUCACGCCCAUGCCCAGCGAUCACUACAUGGAGGUAACGCAGCUGAUGAUUGACGUGGCGCCUGGAGACCUGCCGCGGGCCGAUGAGAUACGCACCAUCAUCAAGGACAUCUGGGACAUCCGCGUGGCCAAGCUGCGCUCCUCGGUGGACGCCUUUCUCAAGUCCAACUCGUCGUACGCCAAGCUGGACCACCUGACGCUGCUGGAGCUGAACACCGUGCGCCCGUUCCUGAACCACUCGCUGGACCAGCUGUACCGGGUCAAGAAGGACACGUACCGGAGUUUGACGCAAGACAACAGUCGGCUGGCGUCGUGACGGCCGUGGUCUGGCCGUGGACAGAGGCCCUGCCGCCGCCGUCGUGGCCGCUCUGGCUUUGGAUCGUCAGUCGUCGCCUCGGUGAGCCGGUCGUGACCGGCCUGGUCUGGCCGCUGACAGAAACCGAACCGCUGCUGCGGGCGCGGAGCAGGACCGCCGUGAGAGCCGCUGUUAGCUCGGGGUAGGACGGCCGUGAGAGCUGCGGUUAGCUCGGGGCAGGACCGCCGUGGGAGCCGCUGCCGUUAGCUCGGGGCAGGACCGCCGUGAGAGCUGCUGUUAGCUCGGAACAGGACCGCCGUGAGAGCCGCUGCAGACAGGUGCGGAAGUCCGGACGGCGAGCGGCGUCGACCGCAGGGCCGGGGCCAACUCUGGUGGCGGCUCCAUCCGUUGCCGUGCAGCACACCACGCCCACGAAUGACAGGCCAGACUACGGACGCCAGCGUCUGUGCGCGUUCGAGGCUGGAUGGACGUCGCUCGCUACCAUCGCGGCGUGGUGCGGCCAGCCGACGCCAGUGACAUGGACGGCCCUUCUAUCAGACUGUGCUUGUGAGGCUUGUCUUGCGAUAUCGAGCCUGAUAGGCCGCUAUACGUGAGGCUGACCUUUGUACGGUGCAGUGCGCGCCAACUGCGGUAUCAAUUGCGAGUUGCGUGGGUCAGAACCUCUGCAAGCAUUUUGAAUGGUUUUGCACCUUUGUUUUAUAAAAAGCAAGGCUGGUCAAGCAUCGCCUGGCGUCCAAAACGUUAGUUUUGAGGCAGUCAGUU
Molecule: messenger RNA, 1405 nt
Organism: Pollicipes pollicipes
Lineage: Eukaryota; Metazoa; Arthropoda; Thecostraca; Pollicipedomorpha; Pollicipedidae
Product: DNA replication complex GINS protein PSF2
Exons: 5
Coding region: 77-643 (188 amino acids)
Biological process (GO): DNA replication; double-strand break repair via break-induced replication
Cellular component (GO): GINS complex; nucleus
Source: RefSeq, a predicted model, not a curated record